GUAAAGUUGUGUUAGUAAAGAAAGCAUCUAAAUCAAACGAGAGCUUGUAUUUUGAAGGCUCAAAAUGGAAGUGACGCGAUUUUGUGCCGCCAGCAGUCUAGCAAGCAACAUUUGUUUACAAAUGUAGCUAGCUAGGUAGAAAGCAAUCAGCUGGCAAUCGGCUAUUCAACGCUAGUUCAAUAACAAAAUGAACGGAAUUCACCCUGUGUUGUUGUCUGACGCAUAGUCAUUCACAUGGCAUUAUCUACUGUGAGAUUAACAUAUAUCUUUAGUUUGGUUUUAGCUAGCUUGCAUCAUGAAGUUGGCAAGCUAAAUGGCUUGCUAGCUUUGGUAUCAGUAUUAGGUAGCGACGAGAUUUUGGGGGACAAGUGGGUCGUGUGGUAUUUCUGCAAGCACAUUAUGGAAGGAGUUCUCUAUAAGUGGACAAAUUAUAUGACAGGGUGGCAGCCGCGCUGGUUUGUUUUAGACGAUGGGAUCAUUUCCUACUAUGAUUCUCAAGAUGAUGUCUGCAAAGGAAGCAAAGGAAGUAUUAAGAUGUCCGUCUGUGAAAUCAAAGUUCACCCCACUGACAAUACCAGACUGGAACUGAUCAUACCAGGAGAGCAGCAUUUUUACGUCAAAGCUGUCAAUGCUGCCGAACGUCAGAAGUGGCUUGUGGCACUUGGAAGUUCCAAAGCUGGCCUUGCUGACACGAGGGCAAAGAAAGAAAAAGAAAUAACAGAGACGACAGAAUCUCUGAAAACGAAGAUGUCUGAGCUGCGUCUCUACUGUGACUUGCUAAUGCAGCAGGUCCACACAAUAAAGGAGUCUGUGGACCAGGAGGACCAGGAAGGAGACCACUUCAAUUCCAGCUCGGAGACUCUGAAUGAAGCCUCCUCUUUACUGAGUGCCACGUGUAACACCUUCAUCAAAACACUGGAAGAAUGUAUGAAGAUGGCCAACUCCAAGUUCAAGACAGACAUGGUGCUGUUGAACCCUCCAGAUGACAUGAUGAUGUCCCCUGUUUCUCCGUCCCCAGUACAGAUGGCCCGGAUGAAGUGGUCCAUAAAUCAUCGGGCACGUCUGGCCUCCCGCCAAAGGAGGGUGUGUUAUCAGGUCAAGGUCACCAGAGGAGGACACGGACUUGUUCGGACACAGAGGCUCACAGUGACAGCUGUGUUUAUAGAGAUGGACCGCGCUGCUGUGCUGUGUCUCAAUGCCAGUGUGAACAGGGACUCCUCCCACAGUAUCCCUGAGGGAGAGUGGUGCCAUCAGUCCUACCAGUCCCAGAGCCAUGUCAGACACAGACACUCCAGAGACUGA
Molecule: messenger RNA, 1302 nt
Organism: Coregonus clupeaformis (lake whitefish)
Lineage: Eukaryota; Metazoa; Chordata; Actinopteri; Salmoniformes; Salmonidae
Product: pleckstrin homology domain-containing family A member 3
Biological process (GO): endosome organization; retrograde transport, endosome to Golgi; receptor recycling
Cellular component (GO): trans-Golgi network; recycling endosome; early endosome
Source: RefSeq, a predicted model, not a curated record